AUGAAACCAUCAUGGAUCAAGCAGUUGACUGUUCCGCUGAUAUCAGCGCCCAUGUUCUUGGUCUCUAGUCCCAAAACUGUGCUUCCUGCUUGCCGUGCUGGUAUUGUCAUCAAACAUAUUCAGGAAAUACAGGCUGGACUGGAAGAAUCGAAUCACAACUUCAACGCUGGAAGGACGAAAAUACGACCUGCUCCAUAUGCAGUUAACCUAAUUGUUCAUAAAACGAAUCCACGACUGGCUAAAAACUUGGAAGUUGUGGUCAAAAACAAGGUUCCUGUCGUUAUUACUUCUCUCGGGGCUGCCAAGGAUGUCAUUGAAGCCGUGCAUUCCUACGGAGGAGUCGUGUUUCAUGACGUGAUUAACAGCAUUCACGCUGAAAAGGCUGCAAAAGCUGGUGUUGAUGGGCUGAGUGCUGCUUGCGCUGGUGCUGGAGGUCAUGCUGGUGCUAUUAGUCCCUUUGCGCUCAUGCCACAGUUGAGAACAUUCUUCAAGGGCACAAUUCUCUUGGCCGGAUCAGUCUCAGACGGUGCAGGUAUUAGAGCAGCUCAAACAUUAGGAGCUGAUAUGGCUUACGUGAGUACUAGAUUCGUCGCAACACUAGAUUCAGGUGCAGCCGAAGGAUGCAAAUAG
Messenger RNA from Synchytrium microbalum, 630 nucleotides. RefSeq names its product nitronate monooxygenase. Gene Ontology annotation, molecular function: nitronate monooxygenase activity. NCBI's taxonomy places the organism in Eukaryota, Fungi, Chytridiomycota, Chytridiomycetes, Synchytriales, Synchytriaceae. Bases 1 to 630 code for a protein of 209 amino acids. The record is from RefSeq and is a predicted model, not a curated record. The transcript is spliced from 6 exons.